Molecule: messenger RNA, 4312 nt
Organism: Cebus imitator (Panamanian white-faced capuchin)
Lineage: Eukaryota; Metazoa; Chordata; Mammalia; Primates; Cebidae
Gene: JRKL
Product: JRK like
Exons: 2
Coding region: 256-1827 (523 amino acids)
Cellular component (GO): nucleus
Molecular function (GO): DNA binding
Source: RefSeq, a predicted model, not a curated record
GAGGGAGCGUCUUCCGGGAGUGUGGCUAGGGGCGGAGCGGUUGCCGCGCGGUAGUCAGGGAGCUGUGCGGGUCCUGGUUGCAACAGAGUCUGUUUGCCAGCCAACCCCAGCCCGGGAGGGGAUCAGGGCCACCAGGUUGCUGGUAAGGUUGAAAGACAGAGUGUGUCAAGACCAUUAAAGAGAGUCUGUAUAAGAGAAGUCAGGAUUUUGUGGAUUGCUACGUUGUGAGUGUGGGCUGAGUCCCAGAACCUCGCUAUGUCAGGGAAACGGAAGCGUGUGGUGUUGACUAUUAAAGAUAAGCUUGAUAUAAUAAAGAAACUUGAAGACGGAGGUUCUUCCAAACAACUGGCAGUGAUUUAUGGAAUUGGUGAAACAACAGUUAGGGAUAUAAGAAAAAAUAAGGAAAAGAUUAUAACUUAUGCAAGCAGUUCUGAUUCCACAAGUCUUUUGGCCAAGAGGAAAUCUAUGAAGCCAUCCAUGUAUGAGGAAUUGGACAGGGCAAUGCUGGAAUGGUUCAACCAACAAAGAGCAAAAGGGAAUCCCGUAUCUGGACCAAUUUGUGCAAAAAGGGCAGAGUUCUUCUUUUAUGCUUUGGGAAUGGAUGGUGAUUUUAACCCCUCUGCCGGUUGGUUAACUCGUUUUAAGCAGCGGCACAGCAUUAGAGAGAUUAACAUUAGAAAUGAAAGAUUAAAUGGAGAUGAGACUGCUGUGGAAGAUUUUUGUAACAACUUCAGAGAUUUUAUUGAACGAGAGAAUUUACAGCCUGAACAAAUCUACAAUGCAGAUGAAACUGGACUGUUUUGGAAGUGCUUGCCUUCUAGGAUUUCAGUAAUCAAAGGUAAAUGCAUUGUCCCUGGGCACAAGUCAAUUGAAGAAAGAGUCACGAUCAUGUGUUGUGCCAAUGCAACAGGUUUACACAAACUUAAACUUUGUGUUGUGGGGAAAGCAAAGAAACCUCGCUCCUUUAAAUCAACUGACACUUUAAACCUGCCAGUCUCUUAUUUCAGCCAAAAAGGUGCAUGGAUGGACCUUUCCAUUUUUCGACAAUGGUUUGAUAAAAUUUUUGUGCCACAAGUUCGAGAGUAUUUAAGAUCCAAAGGCUUGCAGGAAAAGGCUGUGCUCUUGUUGGAUAAUUCACCAACACAUCCAAAUGAAAAUGUCCUAAGGUCAGAUGAUGGCCAAAUAUUUGCUAAAUAUUUACCACCUAAUGUGGCCUCAUUGAUUCAGCCUUCAGAUCAGGGAGUCAUAGCAACGAUGAAGAGAAAUUAUCGUGCAGGUCUUCUCCAGAAUAACUUGGAAGAAGGUAAUGACCUGAAAUCAUUCUGGAAGAAGCUAACUCUGCUGGAUGCACUUUAUGAAAUAGCAAUGGCAUGGAACUUAGUAAAACCAGUUACCAUUAGCAGAGCAUGGAAGAAGAUUCUCCCUAUGAUAGAGGAGAAAGAAAGUUUGGACUUUGAUGAUGAAGAUAUUUCUGUGGCUACUGUGGCUACCAUUUUACAACACACCAAAGGAUUGGAAAAUGUGACUACUGAGAACCUUGAAAAAUGGCUUGAAAUAGACAGUACCGAACCAGGCUAUGAAGUGUUAACUGAUAGUGAAAUCAUCAGAAGAGCACAAGGCCAAACAGAUGAAUCCAGUGAAAAUGAGGAGGAGGAAAUAGAAUUAAUUCCAGAAAAACAUAUUAACCAUGCGGCUGCUCUGCAAUGGACUGAAAAUUUAUUGGAUUAUCUAGAACAACAAGGUGAUAUGAUUCUACCUGAUAGACUGGUAAUACGUAAACUUCGAGCCACCAUCAGAAAUAAACAGAAGAUGACAAAGUCAAGUUAAUAAUGGCAUUUCAAUUUUAUCAUUGUUCUGCUCAUUGUGUUUGUGAUACUUAAACUUCUUGCAAUAUAGCUUAAUGUUCUAAAUUCUCAGACCUGGUCCUGUGAAAUACAGGUACAAAAUGUAUCUGAAGUGGUUUGAGGAUUAUGUGUUUUCAUCAUUUGUAUCUUUUGUCCUUUUAUUUGUACAGAUAAUCAGAAGAUGAUACUGAAUAGAUACAAAUUACAUGUACACGUUUUCACUUUUUAGAAUCUGCGACUAUACCUUCUGUAACAGUGGCAUUGGCAUUUCCUAAAUUUUCUAGUGAAAGUUAGAGAUGACACAUUGAGCACUUUUCUGAAAUCUUUUGCUUGAUUUAGGAAGGCUACCAUAGUUAUCUUUUCUUGUGUUAACCAUCUUAAAUGGUGUUUUGUAUAUUUUAAUAGACUGACAGGAUGAGAAAGAUAUUAGAUUUCAGGGCGAUUUAUAAUCAAAAAUGAAAUUCAGUAAUGGGGGAAUAAUUAUGAAUUAUAAAAAUUAUUUGGAUAUCGUACCUCAGUUCUCUUACAUUUGUGUGAGUUGCAAGAGGGAGAUUAUUCUGGAAAUGGACUAAAUAUGGGAAAUGAUUGCCAAAUGAGAGAAACUAUGGGAAAGCUCAUCUACAAAGAGGCAUUCUUAUCAAUUCAUUUGUAGGAAACUGGGAAUUAAAAACCUUGGGAACUUUAUGUUAUUUAUACCAAGGGAAUAAAUAGGCUGAUAUUAAUUUGAUAAUUUGGUCUUUUAUGAAUUUGAUAAUAGUAUAGGUUUAUUAUUUAUUCAUCUAAUUAUAGUACAAGUUUUGUAAUGUUACAUGUGAUGAUAUGAGCUCCCACCUUAUAUGGGAGAACAUCUUGGGAAUUUGAGAUUUAAUAAGUUUUUUUGUUUUAUGUUAGUUUUUUACUGCAUACUCGCAAAUGUCUAUAAUUUGAAAAAUGUUGUCAUACCUGACCCUUUGAUGAAAAAAGGAAAUUAAAAGAAUAAAGCCUUUAUGAUUUCAAAUAAGUCACGUUUGUAUCCUGUUUUAUGAAGAAAGCAGAAAUAAUUAUGGAAAGGCCAGACACUAAGGAAUAUUGUUGUUUAUUAUUUUGACAUGUGUAAAAAGGGAUUAAUCUGCUAAAAUGUAAUCUAAAUCAGAAUUUUGAUAAAUUUUUUUGUAAACUGUGUUUAUUCAAGACAUUGAAAAUACUUUGCAUAUAUUAAUAUUAAUAUAACAUAAUUUAAAAGUAAAGUGUUUCCAUGCUGUUUCACGUUUUGGCCAAAAAAAUUUUUUUAAAAUAAUUUAGAAUUGUUCUCUAUUAGUCAUUUUUUAAAGGUUUAACUUUUUUUUUUAAAUAACGUUUUAUAGUGCUUUCUGUAGAAUACUAAAACUUCAAAAAAUAUUUUUAGCUUUCUAUUAUUUCUGCUAUCUUCAUGAUAUAUGUUUGUCUAGAUUUUUCAGAAGAUGUGUGAUGAAAGUGCUUAGAAAUUGUGUUCAUUGCAUGAAUUUCCUCAGUGUAGAGUGGGAAAAACUAUCAGGAGUUAACGUACAUCUUGAAUCAGAUAAUGACACGUUCUACUAUAAAGUAAGCUGUAUAUAAAAUAAUUUUUCUAAAAUGAAAAUAUGUGCUACAAAUAUUGGAAUUUCUGCUUUUCCUGGAUUUGCAGUUUUUAAAAUUAAUCAUGUCAAUGCAAUGCAGCUGUUUCAUUGCCACCUAGUGGUAAAACUAACAUUACUGUUAAGCUGUGUGAUUUUAAACUUUAAUCCCUAGUAAAAGGUUCACUGUUUUGUGGACAUGAGUGUGGAUCUUGUGACUCUUUCUCUAGCCAAUAAUAGACUACUGUUCUUUGGUUUAUGGCUAUUCUCUGAAAUCUGCCAACACUGGUAGUCUAGCCCUGUUUUGGAUCCUUCUAUCCUUAAUUAUAAAGACUGAUCAAUAGUUGUACCAGAUGAUGCCAAAAGCUAUUUGGGUUCUGUAUCUGCCCUCAAAGUUCUAAAAACCAGAGGCUGUGUCUGGCAAUUUAUUUAUCCAUUUAAAAAUUUGCCAUUGGCUCAUGUUCUCUUACCAGUUUCACAAAAUUUUUUUCACAUUGAUAUUCCUCGACGCAAAACUCUCAGCCAGUGACAGUGCAAUGUUUCUUAUACUUCUAGUAGUCAAGAAUUGUGUGACAGUAGAUAUAUCUAUAUGAGUUCACAUAGGAAAUUAUAAUGUUGCUUUUUUUUUCUGAGAGAUUUGGGCUUUUUUUGUGUGGCAGGAGUUGUAGAAAGUUGAAUUCUUUGUCAUGAUGAAAUCCAGUGAAUCAAAAUUUACUGAGUUUUACUAAAUGCCAAAGACUGCCAGCUGUGGUGGAUUUAGGAAAAUAUAAAAGAAAGGAAAGAGGUUCCUUUCCUUGAACAUCUUGAAAUCAAGGUGGAAAACCUAUACAUAUUUGGGGAAAAAAAAAAAAAAACAAUCUAGCUCAAUUGUAAGUUCAUAUAAAAGAACUAACAUAA